Molecule: messenger RNA, 2386 nt
Organism: Pseudomyrmex gracilis
Lineage: Eukaryota; Metazoa; Arthropoda; Insecta; Hymenoptera; Formicidae
Product: protein PFC0760c-like
Exons: 5
Coding region: 128-2386 (752 amino acids)
Source: RefSeq, a predicted model, not a curated record
UCCGAUAAUUGUUAUCUUAGAUAUUCAUAGAAGUUACUUGCGUCGAGUGUAUUUUCUAUUGCAAUUAUUAAUACAAAUAUAUGCGAAUCACGGAAGACACACGUAGCGUUGUUAUUGUGCAAAUACAAUGAAAGAAAGCGACGAGUCCUUAUCCUCUUGCCACCAAUGUACUUUCUGCAUGUAUUUCUUUGAGACAAAGGAAUUACUCGCCGCUCAUCAUGCAACAUGUUUUUACAAGAAACGCAUGGAAACUACUACUGUCAUCAUGUGCAUUUACUGUCACUUGACAUUCGAAACACAGAAAUUAUUCAACAGUCAUGUUAAAAAAUAUAUGUGUGCUAGUAAACCUUACACAUGCAAGUAUUGUGCAGAAGCAGUCUCUACACCAAGCAUGGUGUUGCAUCACAGGUGUCAAAACAAAAUUACAAUAGAAGAUCCACGCGACAAAGAUAACAAAAGAGACAGAAAAAACGAAGACAAAACAGAUUACCGUUCAAUAGAUACUAUAACAGACAAGAUUCUAAAAACAAAUAACAAAAAAGAGAAAAAAAACACAUAUUUUUGUCCAAUGGAAAUUACAAUAGACGACACUUUAGAAGACAAAAAUACUGAAAAAGUCACACAUUAUCCAAUGGAUAUUGUAACAGACAAGACUCCAAUAAACGAAGAGGACAAACAAAACCAAAAAGAUAAAAAAGACACAAAUUUUUAUUCAAUGGUGAGUAUGCUAAACAAAAGUUCAGAAACUAAAAACCAUGAAACGGACAAAAAUACUGAAAAACAUACAUAUUCUAGUUCAAUGGAAAUUGCAAUAAACGAAAAUUUAAAAGAAACACAUUAUCCAAUGGAUAUUGUAACAAAUACGUCUUCACUAAACAAAGAGAACGAAAACAACCAAAAAGAGAAAGAAAACACACAUUCUGAUUCAGCGAUUAUAAUAAAUAGUAGUUUAGAAUACAAAGAUAUUGAAAAAAUCAGAGAUUCUAGUCCAAUGGAAAUUACAAUAGACAACAAUUUAGAAGACAAAAAUAUUGAAAAAGAAAGAAUUGAAAAAGUGACACAUUACCAAAUGGAUAUUUUAACAGAUACGUCUCUAAUAAACAAAGAGAACGAAAACAAUCAAAAAGAUAAAAAAACCACACAUUCUGAUUCAAUGAUUACAAUAAAUAGUUUAGAAGACAAAGAUAUUGAAAAAAUCAGAGAUUCUAGUCCAAUGGAAAUGACAAUAGACAAUAAUUUAGAAGACGAAAAUAUUGAAAAAGUCACACAUUAUCCAAUAGAUAUUUUAACAGAAACGUCUCCAAUAAACAAAGAGAACAAAAACAACCAAAAAGAUAAAAAAGACACACAGUCUGAUUCAGCGAUUACAAUAGAUAGUAGUUCAGAAGACGAAAGUAUUGAAAAAGUUAUACAUUCUCUAAUGGAUAUUUUAACAGAUACGUCUCCAAUAAACAAAAAGAACGAAAACAACCAAAAAGAGAAAGAAAACACAAAUUCUGAUUCAGCGAUUACAAUAAAUAGUAGUUUAGAAGACGAAGAUAUUGAAACAAUCAGAGAUAGUCCAAUGGAAAUUACAAUAGACAACAAUUUAGAAGACGAAAAUAUUGAAAAAGUCACACAUUAUCCAAUAGAUAUUUUCACAGAAACGUUUCCAAUAAACAAAGAGAACAAAAACAACCAAAAAGAUAAAAAAGACACACAUUCUGAUUCAGCGAUUACAAUAAAUAGUAGUUCAGAAGGCGAAAGUAUUGAAAAAGUUACACAUUAUCUAAUGGAUAUUUUAACAGAUACGUCUCCAAUAAACAAAGAGAACGAAAACAAUCAAAAAGAUAAAGAAACCACACAUUCUGAUUCAGUGAUUACACUAAAUAGUAGACCAGAAAACGAAGAUAUUAACAAAAUCAGACAUUCUAGUCCAAUGAAAAUUACAAUAGACAACAAUUUAGAAGACAAAAAUAUUGAAAAAGACACACAGUAUCUAAUAGAUAUUUUAACAGGCACGUCUCUAAUAAACAAAGAAGACGAAAACAACCAAAAAGAUAAAAAAGACACACAUUCUGAUUCAGUGAUUACAAUAAAUAGUCCAAAAAACGAAGAUAUUGAAACAAUCAGAGAUAGUCCAAUAGAAAUUACAAUAGACAACAAUUCAGAAGACGAAAAUAUUGAAAAAAUCACAGAUUUUACUUCAAUGGAAAUUAUGAUAGACGACAAUUUAGAAGACAAAAAUAAUGAAAAAGUUACAAAUUGUCUAAUAAAUAUUUUAACAGACAAAACUUCAAACGAAGAGGACGAAAAAAAUCAAAAAGAUAAAAAAGAGAUAUAUGUUUGUUCAAAAGAAAUGAUAAAAGACGAAAAAGAGGUGAGAAAACAGAUGAGGACGAGAUAA